UGCUGCAGCCUGCAAACAGCAGACACAACAUGUUUACAAUGGUAGGUGGAGAGAGACGCUUCUCACUGCACACAUCCGUCAGGAGCUGUUGUUGAUACAAGAAUGACCUGAUUUCUCGGAGGAUUUCAAUGCGUAGGCUAUUUCAUGAUGUUGGCGUCGCUUUUCUCGCUGGCGCUGCUGUCGGCGCACGUUGCUCUGGUCAUCGGCGUCGCCGCGCCGCUCCUCACCUUCAGGGUCACGGACCCGAUCACCGGCGGCUCGCUGGAGUGCGACCGAUGCCCGCCCGGUACCUUCAUGCGCGCAUCCUGCACGGCGACGCAGAAGACCCGGUGCGCGACGUGUCCGCCGGGCUCGUUCACGGAGCUGUGGAACUACAUCGGGAAGUGUCUGCGCUGCGGCGUUUGCGGCCACAACGAGGUGGAGAAGACGGUGUGCACCGCGGACAGAAACUGCCAGUGUCAGUGUAAACAGGGAUACCACAAUAAGUACGACAUGUGCGUCCGCCACAGCGAGUGUCCGUCCGGUCAACAGCCGCUGACCAAAGGUACACCUGAUGAGGACACAGUGUGCCAGAUUUGUCCCGACGGCAGCUACUCCGACACCACCUCUGCUCUGCAGAACUGCACGCUACACCGAAGCUGCAAUGCCCCGGGGCUGAAGCUGGUGCUGAAGGGCUCCAUCUGGCACGACAGCGUGUGCACGAGCUGCGAAGAACUCAAAUCAAGAGACGGCGGGGACUACCUCAAAGAAAUCAUCCCGGCUUUCUUCGUCCACCAUAAAAUGACCCUCAGGCGGCUGCGUCAGGUCGUGCACAAGCUCCCGUCCGAGGAUGGCAAAAAGCAGGCAGGAGCUUCAGGACUUAACCUCUCAGAGCUCCACGCGCGGAUCAACACCUGGGUCGCUUCCGCCUCGGCCAAUCAGAUCCGGCAGCUUCCGGAGAUACUGGCCAAAACCGGAGCGAACGGCGCCAGCGAGCGGCUAAAGAGCAAGCUGCAGAGAAUCGACUCGAAUCUAAAGCAGCUGUGUGCUUUGGGUAAUGAGGUAGAUGUACUGUCAUUCUAAUGCCGGGAAAGGCUUAAGUAGAAAACAUUUAUUUAUACUGUAGCAACAAAAGAGGUCCAGUGUUCAUUUGAAAAGCAACGACUUUUAUUUUUGUCACGUAGUUCAAGAAUUGCUGCCCUAUUCGAGAUGCUCUGUCAGUACAAUACUUGUAUUUACUAUUAGUUCAAAAGAGAAUACCGUUCAAUUAGAGGAAUGGUUAAUUCACUUCUAUCUGCAUCAAGCUGAUUAACAUUCCCUCAUUUUUUGGGGCAUUUCAGUUUUUGUUGUUGUUGUUUUCUUCUUAAAAUUGGCCAAACAACCUAAACCUGUUUGUGUCACCUCGCUUGAAAUGACCUGCUCUGAGUACAUUCCUCAAAGGUGUACCGAUUAAAGAAACUUCAUGAGAACACAUGUGCAUACUUUUGGUAUCUGAUUGAACCCUUUAAAACUGUGGUAGGCAAAAAAUUCCGUAACAGCCUUUCAGCAUAUUGUGAUUCGAGUGUUCUUCUGCCCCUCCUCUUGGCUCUGUUUUCAGACUUUAGAAAAUCAUGGCCCGAGACGGGAGCCAAAACUACGUCAUAGAGCUCAACACUGUGGUUGUGGGGGUGAAAAUCCCGUUGAUUUUCUCCACGCGGGUUUUGAUCGUUAACCGUAAUGUCUUAACCAUUCAAUGUAGACCGACCACGAGUUACGGGAUUGUGAAAGGAAGGUUUACGCUCCGGUAGAAGUCGCGAGUCCGUACGAAAUCCACUCCUAAGCGUCUUGAUUCCAGGCCUAAAAAAAUUACUCAUUAUUCAACAGUUUUGUUGUCACUACUUAGAAUUCCUCACGGGGGAGAUAGAAACUACGCACUAUAGCUUUAAUGAAACGUCAAUAGAGAUACUGAAUGGGGCAAAAUCCCUUCUGGAACCAGAGCUAGUCAAAAAGUGGGCUGCCACUGUUGAUCCCUAUAUCAGAGAGAGAGAGAAAGAGAGCAUUCCUAUUGGCUGUUCUUCACACACAGACAGAGGGUAGAGGCAGAGCUGCAGGAUGAGGUCUCACUCUGCUUGAAACUCUGGCAGUUUUUGUGUGCUUUGUACCUACUGCAGCUUUAACAAGGUACACAUUUUCUGCAAAGAUACUACUCUACGUUUCACCUGGGUCCUUACAGCCACAAGCAUUGUACUCUAAAACACACAGAAAAAAUCUCCUAUUCUUUUUUUCUGGGGGUGAAAACAGGGAGAGAACUUGCACGAAUACAGAAGAUAAAGUGUUGGCAUUCAGUACAUCUACCUCUUUCUAUGUCUGCAGUUAAACACCGACCUGGCGCCGGUUUGUCAUUUUGUGUAGUGGCUCAAUGUGUGAACUUAAUUUAUUUUGCUAUUUAUAGAAAACGAAGUAAGCUGCAUUGUGAGAGGAACGGGGAUAGAGGAGCUCUUGUGUUUGCCGUUCACGGUUGACAUAUAAAGCAAGCGUAGAACUGUAUGCAAGUGAAUCUGGAGCAUGUGUCGCUGCUUUGAAUGACGCUUUGAAUAAAAAUGAUCCCAAAUGUAAAAAA
Molecule: messenger RNA, 2578 nt
Organism: Perca fluviatilis (European perch)
Lineage: Eukaryota; Metazoa; Chordata; Actinopteri; Perciformes; Percidae
Product: tumor necrosis factor receptor superfamily member 6B-like
Exons: 4
Coding region: 145-1062 (305 amino acids)
Molecular function (GO): protein binding
Source: RefSeq, a predicted model, not a curated record